Molecule: messenger RNA, 1192 nt
Organism: Erpetoichthys calabaricus (reedfish)
Lineage: Eukaryota; Metazoa; Chordata; Cladistia; Polypteriformes; Polypteridae
Product: LITAF domain-containing protein-like
Exons: 2
Coding region: 16-345 (109 amino acids)
Molecular function (GO): zinc ion binding
Source: RefSeq, a predicted model, not a curated record
CAUCUGCACAAAGACAUGCAGCGCAGAAUUUACAGCCCACCGGGGUCCUCACCUCUCUUUUUUUUUCUUUCUCUCUACACCUGCACAGCUCCACGGGCGAUUCUGAACGUCGAAGAGUUCACACUGCAGCCGUGUAUCACCGUGUGCCCCUCCUGUGAGCAGUCCGUCAUCACCGAGACCAAGGCUCAAGUGGGCAGCAUCACCAGGAUCUUGUGUCUGGCGAUCACCAUGUUCGGUGGAAUUUUAGGGUGCUGUUUAAUUCCCUUCUGCCUGAAGGAAUGCAAAGACGUGACCCACCAGUGCCCAACAUGCCAAGCCAGGAUCACCACCGUUGAGAGACUCUAAAGGACGAGCAUAAAAGAUGGGCAGGGCAGGAGGAGCAGCGAUCACGGCUUUGUCCUCCUGUCCUGUCAGGCUUUUAAGUGAAAGGUGGAACGACAGAACAAUGGCCAGUUCAGUGGGCAGCACUGCCACAUCACAGAUGUAUCGAAACGAGGCUCCAUCUGAACCUAAACAGAAGCUCAACUGAGGGUCAAGCAGGUGGGACUGGAAACGGAGCCGGAAGAAGCGACACGUGCAAAGAGCGAGUCAAGGCAGGCGGGUGAUGUGUGCCACUCUUUCCCCUCACUGUAAUGUAACUGCACUUAACUAAUGAGGAUUCUUCGUGCACAGGUGGUCUUUUUUUUUUAAUUGGAGUAAAAUGUUGCUCAAAAUGAGUAACAGUACGGUGGGCCGAGAUCUCCUCUAGUCUGCGUCAUUCACUUCAAUCCUUAAAGCGACUAUUUAGGAGACGGGGGUUUUUCACCCAUCACUGCAGAUUUUAACAAUAAAAAAAAAAAAUAAGGCUUCAACAAUCUUCUCUCAGAUUUUCCAUGGACUUUUUUUUUAUAUAGAUCACAUGUACAUAUUUUUAAAGGCAUAUUAAUAUUUGUGCACUAUUAUAUAAAAGAAGGACCCACAAGGCAUGAUGGACUUGGUCACUAUCUACAUUCACUGCUCAGAAGCCAUUAAGAUGGGUGACAAACCGUUUAGGUUAUAUAGCGCCCCCUUGUGUGUGAAGUACAAAUUGGGCGGUGGAAGGGGGUUGUACUUGAGCACUAUAACACACUGGUGAGGCCUCACUGCCAGUACUGCGUUCAGUUUUGGUCUUCAAAUGAAUAAAUCCAAAUCUUAUUAUGGGAUAUCAUCUAGU